This is a messenger RNA of Anopheles merus, 763 nucleotides long. Its product is annotated as fibrinogen C domain-containing protein 1-like. The transcript has a single exon. The record is from RefSeq and is a predicted model, not a curated record. Lineage: Eukaryota; Metazoa; Arthropoda; Insecta; Diptera; Culicidae. The coding region runs from base 68 to 763 and encodes 231 amino acids.
ACUUUCCGGAUUUCCGUUUGAGCAGAUAGUUACAAAGUUAGAUCAUUUGCAAGACAAAUUGAACGAAAUGGAAGCUGCCAUGAAGCAUAAUCGAGAAAACGUUGACCAAAAACUGUCUAUGUAUCUCCAGAGUAUCUCGUCACGAUCAUGCAAGGAAGUUCCAUUAAAUAAAUCGGGCAAAUACAUAAUACAACCUAGUAAAACCAAUGAACCUUUUGUGGGAUAUUGCGAACAGACUGUAUUUGGAGGAGGUUGGUUAGUGUUCCAGUAUCGUUACGAUGGAUCGGUGGACUUUUACCGCAACUGGACCGAGUAUAGGGACGGAUUUGGAAGUAUCGAUGGUGAAUUCUGGCUUGGGCUGGAUUAUUUGCAUCACGUGACGUCAGCACGAAAGCACGAGUUACUGGUGGAGCUGAAAGACUUUGAUGGAAACUACAUGUACGCACGGUAUGAUGAGUUCGAGAUCGGGAGUGAGGAGGAUCAAUAUGCGUUAACGAAGCUGGGAUCGUACACAGGAACGGCCAAUGACUCCUUGAUAGCCCACAAGGGCAUGAAGUUCUCGGCGAAGGAUCGGGACAAUGAUAUAUGGCCAGUUGGAAACUGUGCUAUCAAUUAUAAAGGAGCAUGGUGGCACAAACGAUGCUACGAUUCAAAUCUUAAUGGUCUCUUUAGGAAUAGUGUGAAUGCGGAAAAUAUUGUUUGGGCUAAGUACAUACUAAGAUUAGGAUUGGCAUUCUCAAGAAUGUCGAUUCGCGAGACAUAA